This is a messenger RNA of Cordyceps fumosorosea ARSEF 2679, 2043 nucleotides long. RefSeq names its product Tetratricopeptide-like helical. Gene Ontology annotation, molecular function: protein binding. The record is from RefSeq and is a predicted model, not a curated record. Bases 1 to 2043 code for a protein of 680 amino acids. The transcript is spliced from 6 exons. Lineage: Eukaryota; Fungi; Ascomycota; Sordariomycetes; Hypocreales; Cordycipitaceae.
AUGCCCGGCACCCAGGCAGAGGCCGCUUUGAGGACAGGCCAGGAGGACUACCGCGCAAAGCGCUACAAGCACGCGUUGGAACAGUUUACAAGGGCCAUGCGCUUGUGCAAAUGCAACCGCGGCUUGAAGCGAGAUCGUUGCGCCUGCAAGAAUUUUGAGGCGGUGGUAGAAAAGAAUGGUUCCAUCUUUCACGAGGCCAUGUACACUUGCACUUGUCCUGUCGGCAAGACAUUUAACAAAUGCGACAACCCUGUCCAUAUCAAGGCGUUGGACUACCGGGCAGCCACGUUUGAGUCGCUCAAGGAGCUCGAUCGUGCCAGACGAGAUGCGGAAUGGAUACUGGAGCUUGCUCCUCGCUUCCCCGAUGGAUAUCUAAGGCUAGGCAAAAUUGCUCGACUUCAGAAGAAAGACGAAUUCGCCUGGAAAGUAUACAGUGCUGGCGUCGAUGCAGGCAGUGUUAGUCGCAUGACCAACAGCCCAAAAUUCCAACAAUUGUAUAGUGCUCGAAGCAAGCUUCAUCUUCGGUUCUGUCGCAAAGACCCCGUCUUCCUACCGUCAGAACUGUUUAUCUGGAUUCUCUCAUACUGCAAUCUGAGGCAGAGAGUACGGUGUCAAAGAGUCUCCAAGCAGUGGCAGCGGACAAUCACGUCACGCGACUUUGCCAGUCUGUGGAAAGACCUCGACUUCACAGGCCCUUCAACGCCCCGACGGCCACCGCGCAUAGACUUUUUGAAGAAACUCGUCGCCAGCGCUGGGCGCGAUGUGCGAAGAAUAGUGAUUGAAGAAAAGAACCACCGGUUCCAACUCUCCCAAGCCAAGCUCUUCGCACUGUUGAUGGGCGCCUCGCGGCUGGAGCAUCUCGAACUAAGCUUUCCGGAUCACACUCUUAAAAUACCACCUACCGCCGGCCUUUGUAAAACCCUCAAAACGCUAUCCUUACGGCUGUUCACAGCAGAGCCAAAGAAGAGUAUUGUCGGCCUGGAUUAUAUAUCCGUUUCGGCAUAUCCAUUUGAGCUGUUAAACCCCGUGGCAGAGACAAUAGAAACGCUUCAUCUCUCUGGACUUCCUAUGAGCUGGUUCCGAGAGCAGGAUGUGCCUUUGAUGCCGAAACUAAAAAACUUGCACUUGCAGAUGCGCCCCGGAUCAACAGCCAUGUGUCCGAUUCUACAUGUUGGCACAAAAACGCCUGCUUUAGAACAACUAUGGCUGCAAGACACGCUACCCGACCGUUCUAACGAUUGGGAAGAUCAAUGGAGCAAGCUUUGGCCAAACUUCAAGGGGCUCGUUGUCGCUGGGGGCAACUCUAGCACAGCCGCUCGCUUUGCCACUACCCUCAUCAUUUGCCUCUUUUCAUCGCUGAACCAUGGCCACAAGCUGGAGUAUAUCGAUCUGGAUCUGCCGUGGAGCCCCAACCCGGAUGCCAUCGCCAUAGAGCCCCUCACUCUUAACCCAGGCCCAGCGAUUCAGAAGCUCUGGAACAUGACUGGCACUCCGCUCGACCCCGAGAACAACUGGCGGAACGAGUACAAAAGCCUCAAGGCAAUCAGGCUGGCCAACGCCGUGCUGGACCCGGAGAGCCUGCAGCAGGUGGCCCAGGACCAGGCAGCCGCCGGCCAACUUGACACGCUGGACAUCGUGUUUCCGCCAGAUUCCCUCGCCUCCCCGGCCGGCGCCGCUAGCUCGGCCCAUCUCGCAAAGUACGCUUGGCUCGCCGGGGCGCCAGGACUCCGCUGCAUGGCCCUUUCGCACUUUCGGUUCCGCUCGUUCCCCCGCACGCCGGAGGACCUCCCCUUGCCGACGUUCCUCGCGACGUUUCCGGAACUCGAGACGCUCGAGAUUCGAUCUGAUCAUUACGAGGAACCGGAAAUGUGCUCCGUGAUUUCGGCCAUCAUCAAGGAAACAAAGACAAUCAAGGUCAUAUACCAGAACCAGAUACGAGGUGCCCUGAUGGACGGGCUCGGAGCGGCGGCGGCAAAGCACGGUGUCAGCGUGGUGUUUGGCGAGCGGCCGAGGGAAUGGCCUGUUCGGGUCACGUCGUCGUAG